Messenger RNA from Monodelphis domestica (gray short-tailed opossum), 14738 nucleotides. The record is from RefSeq and is a predicted model, not a curated record. Lineage: Eukaryota; Metazoa; Chordata; Mammalia; Didelphimorphia; Didelphidae.
GGGACAGCCUGGUCCUACGUUAGGUCUUCAGGGGAGCCUGGAGGGGGUUCCGUAGAGGGAGGACAAAGCCUCAGUGAGCAAAGAACCUGGAGGAACUCUUAUCAUAGCUCAGCUUCAAUAUAUCAGGGUCAUCAAUAGAUUAGAAAGCUAAGUAACUUUCUACCUCUUUCCUACCUUUCCCUCUCGUUACUACUACUACUACUACUACUACUACUACUACUACUACUACUACUACUACUACUACUACUACUACUUCUACUUCUACUUCUACUUCUACUUCUACUUCUACUACUAUGAUUUAAUAAAAUUAUAAAGAUACUAGCAGUCUCAUAAUUUAAUUUUAAUUAUUACAGGGUUCUCCCUAUAGGAUAUGUGGCCUUGAGUGUUCUUAUCUAAUGAGACCAUAUUUAUUUAGACUUUUCUAAAAGUCUAAAUAAAUAUGUCUCUGUCUCUCUGUCUCUGUCUCUCUCUCUCUCCCCCCCUCCCCCUCUCUCCCCUCUCUUGUUACCACCUGUUGUGGCACUUUUCCCAGCCCUUCCCAAUUACUGGUCGGCCAUAUUGGUACUGUUGCUCACAUGGACACCCUUGACCACUUUCUCUCCUUGGGUGGCUUUGUGUCCACCUGCCCCUUUUCAGCCUACUCUGCUGGACCAUCUUCCCCUCCUGCCCCUUCAGUAGCUGGGACCUGGCAUCUCCUUCCUCCAUCUUUUCAGUCCCUAGGGGUAAAUCUCAGUCUGUCUUCAUACUGUCAAGGCUGAUGGUUCCACCUUUUGCUCUGCUCAGCUCCAUCCUGUGCCACUCCAUGGAGCACUGAUUCUGGAGGUGGAAGUUCUGGGUUCACAUCCUGGGACUCAGUUUCCUGAUGUGUAAAAUCAGGGUCUUCCACUGGACACCUCAGAGGACCCCUUUCCCUCUCAAUCUCAGAAUUUCUUCAUAAAAUCCACUCCUAACUUCAGACAGUCAUGUGGGCAGCUUUGGAAUGCUGGGCAGUGCCUCCGUCUCUUUUCUCUUAACCUCCAUGCACUGGGCAGGUCUUACCUUCUGUGUCCACCAUCGGUCUCCUUUCUGUCCCCUCCUUUCCCCACACACCCGACCCCUCACUCCUGUGCUUCAGGACCCUCGUGGGCCUCCUUUUCCCAAGACUUUACCACCUCUGAGGCACACAACCAGCCAAGGGCUUUAUGGCACUCUUCCACUCCAGAAAGUCCACUGAUUCCCUGCUCCCUCCAGGAAGCAAAAAUCAGCUCAAGUGUUAGCAGCUAAAGCCCAUCCCAGCUGGACUCAAACCUCCCUUCUUCCACCUUUUCCCUUCUUCCUCUCCAGAUACAGGAUGACCAGUCUUUGCACUUCAGCUCCUGCAGUCUCUGUGCAUUUGCCCUGGCUGUGCCCCGUGUAUGGCAUGCCCUCUCUGUCCUGCUGCCUCCAGGAUCCUUAGAGUCUUUCACUGCUCAGCAAAAGUGUUCCCUCCCUACUGUUGCCUUAAAUCUGUUUGGCACAGACCUUUGGCACAUCUUGUCUCCCUCCUGGCCCCUGAGCUCUUUCCUUGUCUUUUGUGUUUGCUCUCCCUGUGCCCAGCACGGGGUCUGGCGUGGAGUAGGUGACCAAGAAAUGCUUUUUGGUUCAUGGAUUAAUUGUUGGUGGGUUUCAUAUGAGUUAGUCCAUAUUUGUGAUAUGGAAAUCAUAUUAAAAGACAUAUAUAUUAAAUUAAGGUCGCCAAGGAAUUCAGCUAUGUAAUUCCUAAAUGAAAACUUAAGUCAGCAGUCAAUCUUUUAUGGAGUUUUUAAUUACAAACAGGAGGGAAAAAGGUAUUGGAGAGAGAGAGAGGGAAAAGGGAGAGAAGGUAAUAGGGCUUAAAUGCCCACUCUGCUUUAGGCUGGGCCAAAAGCCCAAGGCCUUGGAAUGUCCAAGGCAAAGAAAAGAGAUCAGUCCCUAUCACUCACAUGACCAAAAUGGAGAAACAGUCUCAAGGUUCCUUCCUCCAAGCACCAGGUUCCAACCACCACCUCUCUUCUUCACACAGGAAGAAAAGAACCAGAACCCCUGGGCUGUCCUCUACCUCACUUCCUGUGUCCCCCUGUGCCAAUGGUGGCUCUAGCUUAAACCAGGACCGCCCAGAGUUUCUCUCUCCAGACUCUUUUGCGGCAGAGAAGUGGCUGGCGGCAGCCUGCUGAGCGGCAUCUUGCUGAGCAGUUUGGCAUCUUGGAGUGGCAGCAGCUAUUGUCCGGUUUAGUGGCCUCAGCUUUAGUGCAAGGAGAAGGUGGUGCAGGAUUUCCCCCCCAAGGAAGGGAGUACAACGCAGGAGAGUAUCCCUGCUCUGCAACCUUUCAUCCAGCUCCAGGGCUGUAGUGAAGCAAGUCCUUCUCCCAGCUGGGCAGAAAGGACAUGAAUGAAGUCAGAGUAAUGAGAAAACAAAAAGGAUGGGCAAGCAUGGGAGAUGUGGUCCUGACCCGUCAGGAGAAGGAUAUAGCUCUUCCCCAAGUCAGCAACAUAGAGGAGAAAGAAGGAGGGACUUCUGGAGUCCUGGAUGCCAAGUUUCAGGAAUCUUUGACAUUCAAGGAUGUAGCUGUGGAGUUCACCUGGGAAGAGUGGAGACACCUGGAUCCUGCACAGAGGGCCCUGCACACGAAUGUGAUGUUGGAGAACUAUGAGAACCUGGUCUCCAUAGGGAUUCCCGUUUCCAAACUAGAUUUGUUCUUCCUGUUGAAGAGAGAAGAUGUACAGAAUGAAGAGGGAGAAGCUGGAACAGGCACUUGUAUAGAAGGAAAGAUCAGACUUGAAAUGAAAGAGAUGACUGCAGAGCUAAGGCUUUCUGGGGAAGAAACUCAGAGGCAAAGAUGCAUUGGUGAUGGUGCCUGUGAUUCCACUUGGAAAGAAAACUUUUAUGUACAUCAGAAAAUCGACACUGGAGGGAAACCUUACGAAUGUAAUCAGUGUGGAAAGACUUUUGCAUGCAAGUCUCAUCUUAUUGCACAUCAGAGAAUCCACACUGGACAGAAACCUUUUGAUUGUAGUCAGUGUGGAAAGGCUUUUUCACAGAAGUCUACUCUUACUGUACAUCAGAGAAUCCACACUGGAGAGACUCCUUAUAUAUGUAAUCAGUGUGGAAAGGCAUUCAGAUCUAGAAAUAGUUUGGUUACACAUCAGAGAAUCUGCAAUGGAGAGAAACCUUUUAAAUGUAAUCAGUGUGGAAAGACUUUUAUACGAAGGACCAAAUUUACUGUACAUCAGAGAAUCCACACUGGAGAGAAACCUUUUGAAUGUAAUCAAUGUGGAAAGGCUUUCAGAAGUAGGGACGUUCUCAUACUACAUCAGAGAAUCCAUACUGGACAGAAACCUUUUGAUUGUAAUCAGUGUGGAAAGGCUUUUUCACAGAAGUCUGGUCUUACUGAACAUCAGAGAAUCCACACUGGAGAGAAACCUUAUGAAUGUAAUCAGUGUGGAAAGGCAUUCAGAUAUAGAAAUAAUUUGGUUACACAUCAGAGAUUAUGCAAUGGAGAGAAACCUUUUAAAUGUAAUCAGUGUGGAAAGGCAUUCAGAUCUAGAAAUAGUAUGGUUAAACAUCAGAGAAUCCAUACUGGACAGAAACCUUUUAAAUGUAAUCAGUGUGGAAAGGCUUUUAUACACAAGUCUACUCUUACCGUACAUCAGAGAAUCCACACUGGAGAGAAACCUUUUGAAUGUAAUCAGUGUGGAAAGGCUUUCAGAGGUAGGGACGUUCUCAUACUACAUCAGAGAAUCCAUACUGGACAGAAACCUUUUGAUUGUAAUCAGUGUGGAAAGGCUUUUUCACAGAAGUCUGGUCUUACUGAACAUCAGAGAAUCCACACUGGAGAGAAACCUUAUGAAUGUAAUCAGUGUGGAAAGGCUUUUAUACAGAGGAACAGGCUUAUUGUACAUCAGAGAAUGCACACUGGAGAGAAACCUUUUGAAUGUAGUCUCUGUGGAAAAGCUUUUACAGAGAAAUCUGGUCUUACUGCACAUCAGAGAAUCCACACUGGAGAGAAACCUUAUGAGUGUAAUCAGUGUGGAAAAGCUUUUAUAUGGAGGAACAAGCUUACUAUACAUCAGAGAAUUCACACUGGAGAGAAGCCUUUUGAAUGUAAUCAGUGUGGAAAGGCUUUUAUACAAAAGACCAAACUUACUGUACAUCAGAGAAUCCACACUGGAGAGAAACCUUUUGAAUGUAAUCAAUGUGGAAAGGCUUUUUCACAGAAGUCUGGUCUUACUGUACAUCAGAGAAUCCACACUGGAGAGAAACCUUAUGAGUGUAAUCAGUGUGGAAAAGCUUUUAUAUGGAGGAACAAGCUUACUAUACAUCAGAGAAUCCACACUGGAGAGAAACCUUUUGAAUGUAAUCAGUGUGGAAAGGCUUUUACCCAGAAGGCUCGUCUUACUGUACAUCAGAAAAUCCACACUAGAGAGAAAUCUUAUACUGGCUUAGUAAAGUCCUCAGUCAAAAGUCAACCCGUAUUUUCUCUCAACCAAUGGCAAGUCAGUAAACAAUAGUCCUUGGCAGCAGCUGUGUGCACCCCAGCCAUACCUUUGGGAACUUUUGCUCUACUGAUGACCCUGGGGUCACCUGCUAACUAAAGGAAGAUUGCAGGACCCUCCACUGGCCCUGGACGUGGGGCCUCAGCACAUUGAUCAGACAUGGUCCCAGGCUGUGCCUAAUGGUGGAGGAGCGCACAAGUAAGAGCAAUGGUUUUGUCUUAUUUGGAAAUAAUCCAAUGCUAAGGUUUAUGUAAUUCAAUCUGAAUCCCUUUCCUUUUCCCGAUGGAAUCAUGAGUAUGAUUACUACUUCAAUUUAGGAAGAUGAGAAAUAGAGACUGCUUGGUGUCUCAUAGCAUGAGACUUCAGGGGCCUAGAAAGGAGCCUCCAUGAUCUUCAGUGUUAGGUCUAGUCACUUAAAGGUGAUUAGGUACAAGAAAAAGUGUAACAUACUGAAGCCAGAGCGUGCAUUGACUACUAGGAAAGACAUCCGAAUGCAGAAUGGCGAUUGAGAUUGGGCCAGGUGUCAGCCCUGGCCUAGUCUGUUAGUCAGUAAACGUUAAUGAAGCACCUACUAUGUUCUAGCCUCUGACGACAAAGGGAAACAAAAGACAGUCCCUGUUGUCAGAGCUCAGAAUCUAGUAUACAAACAUAGUGAUAGUUCAAGAAGAAGUAAAAGAUCAUGAACCUGACUGUUAAAUGAUCCAGGGAAAAGAAGGUGUUUUAUGAAUGGAAAUCCAUUUAGUUAAACAGGGAAAUAAGUGAAUAGAAAUAUGAGAACAAUUACAGUUUAAGAAGGGCAGAAUUGGGGAACAGAUAGUAAAAAUCAAAAUCAUAAGGAAAAAAGUAAUAUCUAGCAGUUAAAUAGCACCUACUCUGUGCAGUGCAUUUCAUCAAUAUUAGCUCUUUUGAUUCUCAUAAGAACCAUAAGGGUUAAGUGUAAUAAUUAUUCUCAUUUUACAAGUGAAGCAAAUGGAAUGAGCAGAGGACUUAUGACUUGCCUAGGGUCAUAGUACUAGCGGAUGUCUGGGAUUGGUAUGCUUCUAUCCAGUGUACCAAAAAAGUAAAAAUGCUCAUAUGAGUGAGGUUGAAAAUGAGAGAAGUUUACAAACUUUCUUGCUGAGGGAUGAAUAUGCUUUUUUUUUUGUUUGUUUUUAGCUCCUUAGCCAGUCAGCAAGAUGAAUGGCAAUUUACCGUUUAAAAUUCUUACUUUAUCCAUUGUGCCACUUAACUGCGCAAUUGGAAUUGGUUGAUACGAGCAGUAGCCAUUGUUUCAGUACCAUGAAUGUAGCUUAAGCAAACACUAUGGAAGCAUUUAGAGUUUGAUCAGACAUCAACGACUCCAAGAUAAUUCACCAUAUCUGGGGGCAUUGCAAGUCAUCUUGUCUUUUGCAACAUGAGCAAUAUGGAAAUCAGUUUUAGAUGACUGCACAUGUAUAACCUAUAUCAGAUUGCUUGCCUUCUCAAGGAGUCGGGUGAGAAAGUAGGAAUAGAGAGAAUUUGAAAUUCCAAAUUAAAAAAAAUGCUGGGUCACCAGAGUCAAGAUAGCAGACAGAAAUCAGGGAUUUACCUCAGGUUUCUCAAAUUCUCCUCGAUAUGACUUUAAUAUAAUGUCUCAAAAUAUUCUGGAACAGAAGAACUCCAAAAAGGAGGAGGUUAAAGAAUUUUUCUGCCUAGAGACUUUAGAAGGUCAGCAGGAAAGGUCACUCCCACCAUGGUGAAAGUGGAGCAAAGUCUAGCACAGGCUAACAGAAUAAUAGCAAGGCCAUGCCUUACUCUGUUAGCAGCAAAGCCAUGUGCCCUGACCCAUCAGCAGCAGGCCCUUAAGGGAACUGAACUGGCAGCAACAACUUGUGGAGCUCUUAGUCCACAGACAGUAAGGGCAGGGGGCAGUCAGACAACUUAACAGAAGAUCAGAGGUCCUUUUUGUAGCAUUGUGUGCAGGAGUCUGUUUUGUAGCUCAUAUGUGGAUUCUAGUUUCAGGCCUGGUGGCAGUCCCAAUGUAAGAACCUCCAUUAGUGACAAGCUCUAGAAGAAGUAGAAUUUGCACCCAUGAGGGAUUUGGGAUGUUGAUCACAGUUCCAAAAUGUAAAAUAAAAGGCUGGUUAUUCACAGUCCAGAGUAUAGGGCAAGAGAGUAGUGAACAUAUUUCUUUGUAUAUCACAUCACCUUGGAAGAAGUGAAAAUGUAUAGAAACACUCCACCCCAUUCCAGCACCACCUCUGAAAGCACUUACAUUUAAAAACAAAACACCAAGCUUCAAACAAUGCCUCAUCUACCCCAGGAGCAGACUUAAAAUUUAGAAUAAAAGUCAAGAAAUUAGCUACGGAAAUGAGCAAACAACUUUGAAAAAGCACUUCACCAUAAAAAGUUACUGUGGUGACAAGAAGAUCAAAACAAACUGAAAAUGACAAAGUUUCAAUGCAAAAUGUGAAUUGAUUUCAGGAACAAAAAAAUCCUAGAAGAGCUCAAAAAAGUAUUUUAAAACUCAAAUAAGAGAAAUUAGAGGGAAAUUGAGAAAAUAAUUGAGUUGUAAAUAAAAUAAAUUUUUUAAAAUGGUCUGUAGUUUGGUAAAGUAGGCACUAAAAUACUGAAUAAAAAGAUGUUAAAAAACAAUAAACCAAGUGAUGAAAAGGGUACCAAAAUCCAUUGAAAAAAGGAACUUCUUUAAAAUCAAAAUUGGCCAAAUGAUAUGAUAUAUACAAAAAUAUAUUGAAGAGAACUUCUUAAAAAGUAGAACUAGCCAAAUGGAAGAGACUCUAAAUGAACACUGUAAUGAGAAUAUCAACAACAUAGAAAUGGGUUUGAAUCAAGGACACAUGUGAUCCCCAGUGGAAUCAUGCGUUGGCUGUGGGAGGAGGUGGAGAGGAAAAGAUAAUGAUAUUUGUUUCCAAGGAAUAAUGCUUGAAAAUGAACAAAUAAAAUAAUGUUUAAAAGUUAAAAAAAAAAAAGUAGAGCUAGUCAAAUGGAAAGUGGAGCUACAAAAGUUAAAUGAAGAAAAUAAAUCCUUAGAAAUUAGAAUUGGGCAAGUGGAAGCUAAUGCCUCCAUGAGAUGUUAAGGAAAAAAAAAUUAAAUCAAAAGAAUAAAUAAAAAAAAAGUGAAAUAUCUCAUUGGAAAAAUAACUGACCUCGAAUCGAUGCAAGAGAGAUAAUUGAAUGACUGUACAAGAUAAAAGCUAAGAUUAAGAAAAAAAAAAAGCUAAAUUCCAGGGCUCCCAUAUUAAGCAGGAAAUACAGCAAACAAUCCCCUGAAUUGAAACAAAAUACAGAUAUUGUGUAGCCACAGUCAUUAUACCACAAGUUUUAGCAGCUUUGAUAUUAAAUGAUUGGUGAAUUUGGAAUAUGAUAUUCCAGAGUGUAAAAGAACUAGGAUUACAAGAAAGUAUCAUCCACCCAGUAAAACUGAGUACAAACAUUCAUGAGGAAAAAAAUGAAUGUUCAGUGAAAUAGAGGUCUCCUCAAGCACUCUUUGUCAAAGGGACAGAGCGGAAAAGAAAAUCUGAUUUUCAAAUAUAAAUCUCAAGAGAUGCAUAAAGGAAAAGAAAUCGUAGAUUAAUCAGUAAAUUUAAGCUGCUUAUGUUCCUACAUGAAAAGAUGAUAUUUAUAAUUCCUAGGAACCUUAUCAUUAGAAGGGCAUGGGUAUGAAUUUAUAAUGAGAUGAAUGCAUAAAAAAAUUAAGGGGUGAGAAGGAUGCAUUGGAAGGAGGAAGGGAGAAGUAGAAUGGGGUACUUUAUCUCACAAAAAAAGUCAAAGAGCUUUUGAAGUGGAGAGUUAGAUGGAGUUGGGGAGAAGCACUUAAAUUUUAUUGAAAUUUGCUCAAAGGGCAAACAGUAUACACACAAUUGAGUAUAGAAAUACACUUUGCCUUCUAAGAGAAUAGGGAAGGGAUAAGAAAAGAGAAUUGGUUAAUUGGAAGAGGCAGUAGUCAGAAGCAAAACACUUGAGAAUGAAAGAAAAGCAAGUAAGAUAAACAGGGGAAAAUAGGAUGGAGGAAAAUACCAAGUUAAUCCUAAUGUCAAAAAAAUCACAGGGGGCAGCUGGGUAGCUCAGUGGAUUGAGAGCUAGCCCUAGAGACGGGAGGUCCUUGUUUCAAAUGUGGCCUCAGACACUUCCCAGCUGUGUGACCCUGGGCAAGUCACUUGACCACCAUUGCCUAGCCUUUACCACUCUUCUGCCUUGGAGCCAAUACACAGUAUUGACUCCAAGAUGGAAGGUAAGGGUUUAAAAAAAAAUCACGGCAAGUUUCUCUAAAUAUGAAGAAUAUAUAUGUAUAUUUAAGGAAAUGAAAGUUAAAAUACCUCAGGUACUUACGUUACACCUAUGUGAUUGGCUAAUAGAGAAAAGAAAAAUGACAAAUUGGGGAAAUGGGGGGAAAUUGAGAUGCUUAUGUAUUGUUGGUGGAAGUGAACUGAUUGAAACAUUCCGAAGAACAAUUUAGAAGCUUGCUCAAAAGGUUCUAAAACUGCAAUAUCAUGACCAGGUCUGUAUCCCAAAGAUAUCUUUUUUGGGGAAAAAAAGGCCUAUUUGUACAAAACUUUCUAGCAGUUCAUUUUGUGAUGGUAAAGAAUUGGAAAUUGAGGGGAUUCCCAUUAAUUGAGGAAUAAAUGAAGUUUUGGUAUAAUGAUUAUGACAGAAUACUAUUCUGCUAUAAGAAAUGAUGAGGAUAAUUUCAGAAAAGAAAAACCUGAAAAGCCUUUCAUUAUCUGAUUCAAAGUAAAGUGAGCAGAAUAUGGAGAACAUUGUACACAGUACUUGCAAUUUUAUUCAGUGAUCAAGUGUGGAUGAAUUAACUAUUCUUAGUAAUACAAUGAUCCAAGACAAUGAAGGACCCUGGAUAAAAAAUGCUACUUCCAAAGAAAACUGAUGGAGUCUGAAUGCAGAUCAAAGUCUUCCUUGAUUAGAUUUGCUUUUGUCGGGUCUUGGAAUGCAGGGGGGAAAAGAAUGGCUCAAAUUCUCUUGAACUGGAGACUCAAAUCAUGUUACUUCAAGAAGCAUUUCUCAAUCAGUUCUCAUAAAUCACCUACUAAGAGCCAGACAGUAGACUAAGUGCUAAGGAUUAAAAAAAAAAAAACAGAUGAAAUGAUUAUUCCCUGGAGGAGCUUGCAUUCUAAUGGUUUAAGUCAACAAGCAUUUAUUAAACAUCUGGGACCCCAAGAAAUAGUAGUCUCUGGAGAUACCAGGCAUUGAUUAAAAACAAACACCGGAAACAACUUGCAAAUACUAAAUUUCCUCAAAUCCCAGCAUUCCCACAUGUGCAUUUCCAUUUCUACUAUUAAGGUCUUAGGUCUCAGAAUGGCUGAUUAAGUCCUGCAGCAGAAGUGAGAGCCAAAAUAGGGGGCCUGUUGAGGAGCCUCUAGAAGUUUUACUUCUAUAAAUUUGAAACAUAGGAAUGAGAAAACAAUGGCUGAGGCACUUCCCAGAUACAGCUCAUAGCCUGCUAAAAGGUCUAGCUCAGAAAUUUCCUUACUUCAAUCUGUGGUGCUCCUGAAAGGCUUCUGGGGUCAACAUGAGUUGUAGGUGCUGAUUAAGCAACAAAUCUGGACUCAGAGCCAUAAACAAGUCCAGUCUCGAAGCUACACAGGACAAGAGAGUUUCCAACAAAGCAAUCUGGUUUUCCCACAGGUUCUAAAUAUGCUUCAAGGAGAAGAUGUCCACAAAGGCAUGCCAAACCUCAACAGCGUCAUCAUAGAGUCAGGCUGGCUCCAGAGCUCCCUCCUGAAUUUCACAGGUUGAGUUUUCCAUAUGAUAUCUCAGAAAUGAGGCAAGUCUAAGCAGGGGCUUUCUAAAGGUAUCAGAAACAGAUGCAAGCUUCAAUCUUCUGACAGUGAUAGCAUUUACAAGACUUUUCUCCAGCAAGACUUGUUUUCUGGUAAAAAGCAAGGGGAAUGUUGGUUCUACCGUUUCCCCAUCAAUUAUUGGGAAGACUACUACAAAUGAUCUCAUGUAACCUUGUGCUCUAGGCCUUUCCAUCUCCUUUCCCUUUGAGAUUUGAUUGAUUAAUUUUUUUUCUUUAUGCUAAAAGGAGAUAAACAACUUUCUCCUUCCAGACUGAAUCCUUUUGGUGACUGACAAACAAGGAAACCAAAUCAGAGACAGUGAAUGCAAUCUCAUGGGCACAUCUGCCAGUGGAGGUAACCUACCCUGGGAGUCAAGUCUUCUGAUUCUCUAUGGAAGAGGGAGGCCUGAGACAACCACUGUUUGAUACAAUUGCUCAGAGAUCUACUUGUGUCAGUCUUCCUAUUGACACUACUGGAAUCACUGAGUAUGAAUAAUAUAGACUGUAUGUGGUUCUACUGGCUCCAUCGAUUUCUUGCUAGAUGGGUACAAUGAGCAAAAAUUGGACCUCCACCCUAUUUGAAUAGCCCUCUGCCCUUCCUAAAUCAAUGAUUUUACCCCUAGACAUUGCUAAUCAGUAUUAUCCUGUUUAAAGACAUUCCAUAAGGGGACUGAUUAUUUCUUGUGUAUUAAAAGACAUUAUUAUACAAUGAGUCAUUUAAGGAUAAUCAACUAAUCCCAAUAUGUAACAGAAUUAAGAAUAAUUAGAGUAGGUUAAAUAGAUCCUAUCUUAUAGUAGAUUUUCAACUUGUCAUUACCAUGUACUUCACUGAGCACAAGAGUGUCCUAACUAGAGGACCUCCAUCGAUGUGGCCUGAUGACUAAGUGGGCAAGGAAGACCCCCAGACCUCCAGCCUGGACGGUCUGAGUACUGGAGAAUAGAAAUGUUCUAAUGGGUUGGAAGGUCCCUGCAAAAUGUAAAAUGUCCCCUUGUUAGGGGUCUGUUGGCCAACAUUUGGGGAUUCUGUUUUCUCUGUACAUACAUUUGUAAGUCUAUUACUCAACAAUAGAUGUGGAGAUCUACUAGACCUUUCCUCUGUGAACCUCAAAGUGACAGUGGGACCCCCAGGGAGAUUCUGUACUUAGUACUGUCCCUUCUGAACUCUCUGGGAUUUAAAGAUUAUAAACCUUGACUCUGAACAUGAAGUGAUUUCAGAUAGUGGCCAGGUCCAUUUAAUAAAUAGUAAUUGACUCAGAGCUCUGCCUCAGUGACUUUAUAGGUUAGAUAAUUUCUGGUAUUACAUUAUGGUUACCCCAGAUAGGAUGAUGAGUUGUGGACCUUCUCUAAAUGCUCCAUCGCACUCAAGGUACUCCUCCUCCUUUAAAAAAUAGGAAGCUAGUACCCUGAUAAAUUUUCACCAUUGGCUCACCCACCAACAAAUACUUGGGUUGGUGGGACUCUCUACUAUUCCUACCCAAAUUCUCCAAGCUUAAGAUGUCUCCCCAAGGCUACGGAUUGGUGAAUUUACCUGAAAUCACUCCCCUACAACACCCCACAAAUUUAAAGGGGUAAAAGGAGGUCCAAAUUGUACUGAAAGUGACUAUUUGGGUUUAUGACUAAAUUAUUUGAAUUAACCAGCACUUAUGUAAAUUGCUUGAAUUAUUAGGCCAUAUUUUCUGCUUUUAAAGGCUAGGUUGAUUUUUUUUUCCUCCUUUUUUCUUAUCAGAGCUUAGGAGGUAUAACGGAAUCAUUGCUACUGCCACUUUUUCAGCCUCCAACCAGGAAAAUCAACAAACAAAAAAAUAUUUCAAGUUUCAAACAGAUUUUUUACUUGGUAGUGGUCAGGAAUGGAAGUUUUUUUUUUUAAGAAUAUAUACAUUUUAUUGAUUAUAAUAUGAAUAAAGUCAUUUUCAGUGAUAUUAGGGUUUCUGCUUCAGAUACUGAAGACCUAUGUGGCUCAUCUGAGCCCCCCCAGUGGCCCAUUUCAGGAAUUUGAAAUUGGAGAACUUUCUAAAAUAGUUCCCUGAACCCUGAGAGUAUUCAUUAUAAACCAUACUGAUGCACUCAGUACCUCCAGAUUAGUGCACCAUCCUUCUAGUUAGAGAGGGGUAAUAAGAUAGGGGUACAAACUUCAAAAGUGGAACCUCUAAGACAUUUAGUACUCAGAAUCAUAGCCUUUGGGAAUCCAGUUGUCUCAGAAAAACUUCUGAAGUUGCCCUCUCCUAGGUAGGGAUGUCCACAGGAUGGAGGGUGUUAGGAUCACAUGUUAAAAGGAUUCAGAGAAAUUGUUUUGGCUACAAUUUGAAAUUUGUUACUAUUCUACCCUUGGAAAAUGAUUGGCUUUUAUUGGCUUCCAACCUUCUUGCCCUGUUAUCCCCAGGCCUAUAAGAUGAGCAAGGCAGAAGAAUGAGAACAGCCUACAGCUCCCUAAAACACCUGCAUAAGUAAAAUUUGGCCUUACCUGAGCCAUUCUAUUCUUUGGGUUAAUCCAAGUUAGCAGGUGCUUCCAAGCAUUUGUUUUCAGUCUGUGCUUUUUCGCUUUGGUCUGAUCACCUGGAGAGAAAUGAUUAAAUAAAGCAAACCUUUUUAAAACAUUUUUAUUUGGUCAAUUUCAAACAUUAUUCAUUGAAUACAAAAAUCGUUUUCUUUUACUCCCCUCCCACCACCCCUCCUAUAGCCAAAGGGUGAUUCCACUGGGUAUCACAUGUGUCCUUGCUCUGAACCCAUUUCCAUGUUGUUGGUAUUUGCACUAGAGUGUUUAUUUAGAGUCUACAUCCCCAAUCAUAUCCCCUCAGUCCCUGUAGUCAGGCAGUUGCCUUUCCUCAGUGUUUUUACUCCCACAGUUUGUCCUCUCCUUGUGGAUUUUUUUUUUCUAAUGGAUCCCUGCAGAUUGUUCAAGGAAAUUGCAUUGACACUAAUGGAGAAAUCCAUUACAUUCAAUUGUACCACAGUGUAUCAGUCUCUGUGUACAAUGUUCUCCUGCUUCUGCUCCUCUCACUCUGCAUCACUUCCUGGAGUGUUCCAGUCCCCAUGGAAUUCCUCCACUUUAUUAUUCCUUUGAGCACAAUAGGAUUCCAUCACCAACAUAUACCACAAUUUGUUCAGCCAUUCUGGGACCGCAAAAAUAUGGUUUCAAAACUGUGAGUUGCCAAAACUUUAAAAAUAAUUUUUAGUGUCUUGAUUUCAUAUUAAAAAUAAGUGGUCGCCAUGGGAAACAUUCCCAAAUAUGAAACACCCAAGUCAGCUGGGUUUUAUGGAGAUUUUAAUUAAUACGAAUGAAGGAAUUAAGGGAAAGUAAAGAGACAGAGUAAGAGAAAAUAGCAGGAAAAGGCUAGGGCCUAGGCCAAUGGCCUAGGCCUUUCUUUUUAAGAGAUAAACUAAGUCUUUAAUCACUCACCACAAGAUUUUUUUCCCAAGCAAAAUUCCAAUUCUUCACUGAAAUCCUCAACUCCUGAACUGAGUUCAGAGACCCAGCUCUGACUCCUGACCUCCAAUUCAGCUUUCAAAACUGAACUUGCCUUCAGAGUCCUCAAGCUCCUUCCUUUUAAAGAAAAUUUUCUCUUGUGUCACCUCCCCUAAAUUUUGACGUCUACCAAUCACAGAUGAAGCUUUUCCUAGGACUGCCAAUUCUUAUUUUUCACCACUCUUUAGUUCUCUCCUCUGGGUAGAUUAUAUCUUCUGAGUACUUCACAUCUCUUUGCUAAGCUUGCCCCUUGUAAGUUGCUUGACCUUUUAGUGAUUAAUUUGACAUUCAUAGGUACUUAGCACCCUUUUUGUAUUAGAUCUAAAAAUAGACCUAGCUUAAGGUUCUGCCUUCACUAUAAGUAUGAGUUAAAUACUUUUUCAUUGUUUAGUAAGGCGUCUUACAAUGUUAUCUUCCCCUAAAAUAUGCCUAAAAAUGGGUGGAGCAAUGUAAAAUUCCCAAUACAUUCCUGAUCAAGAACCUCCAGAGUCUGAGAAAUUUUAAGAUUCACAAUUCCCCAAUUGAAGAACAUCCCCUGAUUUUCCAGUUUUUUGCCACCACAAUGAGCACAGCUAUGAAUAUUUUUGUACAUGUCUUUUUUUCUUAUUAUCUCUUUAGGGUACAAACCCAGCAAUGCUAUGACUGGAUCAAAGGGCAAACAGUCUUUUAUUGCCCUUUGAGCAUAUUUCCAAAUUGCCUCCCAGAAUGGUUGGAUCCAUUCACAACUCCACCAGCAGUGCAUUAAUGGUCCCUCCAGCAUUCAUUACUUUCAUUUGCUGUCAUGUUAGCCAACCUGCUAGGUGUGAGGUGAUACCUCAGAGUUGUUUUGAUUUGUAUCUCUCUGAUUAUCAGAGACUUGGAACACUUUUUCAUGUACUUAUUAAUGGUUUGAUUUCUUUCACUGAAAAUUGCCUGUUCAUGGCCCAUGAAUCAAUUGGAGAAUGGCUUGAUUUUUUGUACAAUUGAUUUAAUUCUUUGUAAAUUUGGGUAAUUAAACGUUUGUCAGAGGGU